UUUUUUGCCUUAGAAAAGCCAUUUAUAUGGACAAUUUAGUUCUUCGUUCAUCUCUUGAGGGACAUACAGGAUGGGUUACGGCAAUUGUAUCUUCUUCUGAGAAUCCUAAUAUGAUUGUUUCUGCGUCUAGAGAUAAAACAAUCAUUGUCUGGCAAUUGCUAGAAAAUGGGACAUUUGGAAUACCAAGAAAGGCAUUAAGAGGACAUAGCCACUUUAUUCAGGAUUUGGCAAUUUCGUCAGAUGGUCAAUAUGUACUUUCAGCGUCGUGGGAUAAGACACUUCGGUUAUGGGACUUGAAUACAGGGCAGACUACGAGGAGAUUUGUUGGACAUACAAGCGAUGUGUUGAGUGUUAGUUUUUCUAUGGAUAAUAGACAAAUUGUUAGUGGAUCACGAGAUAAAACGAUAAAACUUUGGAAUACACUUGGAGAUUGCAAAAUGACUAUUCAAGAGGGGGGGCAUUCUGAUUGGGUAUCUUGUAUUCGUUUUUCUCCGUGUCUUAAUAAUCUUGUUACUGUAUCUGCUGGUUGGGAUAAGAUGGUUAAGUCUUGGGAUUUUUCUAAUUUUAAACUUAAAACAAAUUAUAUAGGUCAUAAUGGUUUUAUCAAUUCUGUCACUAUAUCUCCAGAUGGGUCUUUAUGUGCUUCUGGCGGAAAAGAUACCAUAGUCAUGUUAUGGGAUCUUAAUGAAUCUAAACAUUUAUAUUCUUUGGAAGCUGGUGAUAUUAUCAACGCUUUAGUAUUUUCACCUAAUCGAUAUUGGCUUUGUGCUGCUACUGCUACCAGUAUAAAAAUUUUUGAUCUUGAGACAAAAAUUACUGUCGAUGAACUUAAAGUUGAUUUUACAGGUGUUGGAAAAAAAUCUUCUGAUCCAGAAUGUAUUUCUUUAUGUUGGUCUGCUGAUGGGCAGACUCUUUUUUCUGGUUAUACGGAUAGUAUUAUUCGUGUAUGGCAAGUCACUACAUAAA
Molecule: messenger RNA, 966 nt
Organism: Pneumocystis murina B123
Lineage: Eukaryota; Fungi; Ascomycota; Pneumocystomycetes; Pneumocystales; Pneumocystaceae
Product: guanine nucleotide-binding protein subunit beta-like protein
Exons: 6
Coding region: 27-965 (312 amino acids)
Biological process (GO): positive regulation of protein phosphorylation; rescue of stalled cytosolic ribosome
Cellular component (GO): cytosol; nucleus
Molecular function (GO): protein kinase C binding; ribosome binding; translation regulator activity
Source: RefSeq, a predicted model, not a curated record